AUGCCCACCACUUCGUCUUCAAGCUCGACUUCGGCCGAGCGGCAGCCGUUGCUGAUGCGACGCACGUUCAGCCACGAGAUCGAGGCAGAGCCGGUGUACGCCUGCAUCGCAAAUCCGCACUCGCACCUGCCGGUCUACACCAACAUCCACCGCAUCCGGCGCGACAUUGUCGCCGUUGUGGAGGACUAUCUCUCGGCUGAACAGCUACGGGACAUGCGUAUCAACAUCUCAGUGAUCCGGCCACUGGUCGACAAGCUAUACGAACUGGACGACAUCUCCAUCGUCUACUGUCUCCUCGUCAACCGGGCCCAGUUUCUCUACGAGCAGUCGGGCAACAAGAACCGGCAAAACGUCAACUUCACGCGGGCAGCCCUCUGCGAGCUGAUCGCCCACCGGAUCCUCCGCCGCUUCAGCGAGGACAACGACGGCGUGGCCGGACUGCUGGUGCUCUCGCACAUUCUCGUAGCCGGCUUCGAGCCGUUCCAGAACGCGCCUGACUCGGUCCGACAGGAGGCUUCCCAGUCCGAGUCUUGGCUGUACAGCCGCACGCUGCCGGCGCUCGAGGUGGCCAUUCUGAGCGAGAGCAAGCUCUUUCUCAGCUCGACGGCUUGCCAAAAGGUCAUCGACGCCAUUUACGUCGGCCGGGUCACGUACACGCCUUCCAGCUUCAUCGACAUCAUUCCCGACCACUACAAGCAGAAACCGAUCGCACUUUACGACCCGCGCGAGGCCUCGCUGCUCAACCAGUACCGCCUGAUCGUGCCGCGGACGCGCAACAUCCUCGAGACGCUGCAGUUCAGCGUGCUGCUGGGCCUCUAUCUUUGCUUCAUGGCCGAGCGUGACGCCUCCCGCUACAGCAAGCUCGAGAUCGCCUUUGCCAUCUUCUCCUUCGGCUGGGUGCUCGAUCAGUUCGCCACCAUCCUCGAGCACGGCUGGCACGUCUACACGCAGAACCUGUGGUCCUUUCUCGACGUCAUCUACGCCGCUGUUUACUGGUCCUAUCUCGUGCUCCGGCUGCACGGCUGGCGCAUCGGCUCGCUCGAGUACGGUCAGCAGGCUCUCGACGCCCUGGCCAUGGCGGCGCCCGUGCUGAUCCCGCGCAUCGCCUUCACUGCCAUGUCCGACAACCUGCUGUUUGUGUCGCUGCGGUCCAUGGUCGCCGACUUCACCCUGCUGACCGCCCUGGCCAUGUGGUGCUUCGCCGGCUUUCUGCUCUCGCUCGCCUGGCUGGGUGAGGGCCAGCAUCCCAUCGUGACCAUCACCAAGUGGAUGGUCUACAUCUGGUUCGGCCUUGACGGCACCGGUAUCCAGCGGUCCACCGAGUUCCACUGGCUGCUGGGACCCAUUCUCAUGAUCGCCUUUGCCUUUCUCGGCAACACCCUCUUCCUGACGAUCCUGGUGUCCAUGCUAUCCAACACCUUCAGCACCAUCGUGUCCAAUGCCACCGCCGAGAUCCAGUACCGUCGCGCUGUGCUGACACUCGAGGGUGUUAAGAGCGAUGCCAUCUUUGCCUACCAGCCGCCCUUCAACAUCUUGGCCCUCUUCAUCCUGGUCCCGCUCAAAUUUCUCGUGUCGCCACGCUGGUUCCACAAGAUUCACGUCGCCUGCGUCCGUACCAUCAACCUUCCCGUCCUUCUGUUCAUCGCCAUCGCUGAGCGUCGAUUGCUGUGGCCGGCUUCGUACGGCGAAGCGUCCAGGACCGCCACGCCAUCACGCCGCUCGUUCUGGGACGCCUGGCGCAUCACAGUGCACGGCGACAUCCGCGCCGUCUUCGACCUGCCGCCGCCAGAUUCUGUCGAGGACGAGAUCGCGGCUGACGACGACCUGACGCACCAUCUGAUCCGCCGCCAGUUUGUUCGGCCGCCGCAGGUCGUUGCUGACGUCAGGGGCCUCAACCACGAAUCUCGUCGGACGUCUGCAGCUCCCUCCAGCGACAUUGUCAGUGGGAAAGACGGUCCUGACGGAAGCACUGGCGACGAAUCCGGAACCGGCCGGCUGUCUGUGGUCAGGUUUGCCGAAAGCGCUGAUCUACCGCCAUCAGAACCCCGCAAGCGCUCACCACCACCGACGGCGUUAGCACCGCCUCCGACUUUGCGACACAAGCAUGGCGUCAGUCGGCGGGACAGUAUCGCUUUGCCGGGACUUGAUCCGGACAAAUUGCGGACGCUUCUGGACGAGUCCGACGCGGACGUGGGCCGGGACACAAACAUGGACGGGGACAUGCAUUCGGACGGGACGAGUAUAAACUUUGGUAGCAGUCGUGAUAGGCGGCUGACCGGAAUGCAUCGGCGGCUGGGCGAGCUGGAGGAAUCCAUGGCCCGCAUCGAGAGCAUGCUCGGCCAACUGAUCAAGCAGACCAGCAGCCCAGACGAAGACCAAGACGUGGAAAGGGCACACGAAGUCGAAGAAGAGGUCAUUGACGAUGGAGAGAUGAGCGAUGCCGAGCAAACAGGCUCCAUCGCAGAUUUGGACUUGACAACCACCACAUAG
Messenger RNA from Grosmannia clavigera kw1407, 2490 nucleotides. Its product is annotated as receptor-activated Ca2+-permeable cation channel. The transcript is spliced from 2 exons. NCBI's taxonomy places the organism in Eukaryota, Fungi, Ascomycota, Sordariomycetes, Ophiostomatales, Ophiostomataceae. The record is from RefSeq and is a predicted model, not a curated record. Bases 1 to 2490 code for a protein of 829 amino acids.